Oncorhynchus nerka (sockeye salmon) is the source of this 383-nucleotide messenger RNA. RefSeq lists its product as uncharacterized. The transcript has 5 exons. Gene Ontology annotation, biological process: synaptonemal complex assembly. NCBI's taxonomy places the organism in Eukaryota, Metazoa, Chordata, Actinopteri, Salmoniformes, Salmonidae. The record is from RefSeq and is a predicted model, not a curated record. Gene Ontology annotation, cellular component: synaptonemal complex. The coding region runs from base 1 to 363 and encodes 120 amino acids.
AUGGAAGAGCAAGGUAAGAGAGCUAUAGAGGAGGAGGUGAAAGAGGCCCAGUCACUCAGAGACUCUCUGCAGGAAGAACUCGAUGCCCCACCUGACCAAGUUAAGUGUGUAUGUGUCCUUGUUCACAGGCAGCAGCAGCUUAACAGGAAGAGUGAGGACCUGAUAGAACAGUACAGAUGUCAGAUCCAGGAGACUAAGCUCAAACACAGGAAACACCGGAUGAAGUUUGAAAACCAGCUCCAGCAGCUGAUAGAGCAGCAUAAGAACCUGCACUCUGUCUUUAGCCCAGACAGACUGCCUGCUGAAAUAGAGAGCGUUGAAAACGCCAAGUCUCAGCUGCUGAAGGCUGGUAAGAAACUCUGAUGACUUUAAACACAAUAGAC